Syzygium oleosum is the source of this 4024-nucleotide messenger RNA. RefSeq names its product pentatricopeptide repeat-containing protein At3g16010. Gene Ontology annotation, molecular function: protein binding. Lineage: Eukaryota; Viridiplantae; Streptophyta; Magnoliopsida; Myrtales; Myrtaceae. Bases 260 to 2212 code for a protein of 650 amino acids. The record is from RefSeq and is a predicted model, not a curated record. The transcript is spliced from 2 exons.
CUUGAUGACCUUAAUUGCAAGCACUAAUGGGCCAGGACAAUAAGAUAGAAAGGGCCUAACAGUAGAGAGAUGCCAUGCUUUCUUGAUAUCUUCCCGGCUCAGUUCAUUUUGCGGGCGGUCAACAGUCAUUCAGUUCCUCUUCCCUCUGCUUUCUUCCUCUCGGACGACGGCACUGUGUCUCGGGCGGUCGGACAACGUACCUUAGGGAAGCUCUUCUUCGUUGCUUUUCGCAUUGUUUUUCCUCUGAAUUCACUCCGACAUGACGUCGAGAGCACUCGGCAUGUCGAUGAGCUACUCCAAAGCGGCCUCUUCGAGGCGUUCGAUCACGACCCUGCCUCCCCUCUCUGAGAGAAUUAAGCAAACAGAAAAUGAGAUUGUCCAAAUGUUCCUGCCACAUAAUCUCGGAGACGAUGCACAAGACCUGCCGAAAGAUCCGAGGAUGUCGAGGUUUUCGAGGAGAGACCUUUCAGUUCGGACUUUGGACGAAAGGUUCAUCAGGAUUCUGAAGAUUUUCAAGUGGGGCCCUGAUGCAGAAAAGGCUUUGGAGGUGCUAAAGUUGAGAGUGGACCAUCAGCUCGUUCGCGAAAUACUGAAGGUCGACGUUGAGAUCGCUGUUAAGAUGCAGUUCUUCAAGUGGGCUGGAAAGAGGAGAAACUUCACGCACGACGCGAGCACCUAUAUGGCCUUGAUUCGCUGCUUGGAUGAAGCUGGGCUGGUUGGUGAGCUAUGGAAGAUGGUUCAAGAAAUGGCUAGGAGUGCAAGCGCGAUCAACCCGGUUGACUUAUCUGAAAUCAUCCACAUGUUGGGCAGGGCUAAGAUGGUAAACAAGGCUCUUUCGAUAUUUUACCAAGUCAAAGGACGCAAGUGCAAAGCUACAACAAGCACUUACAAUUCUAUGAUUAUGAUGCUAAUGCAAGAGGGUCAUCAUGAAAAGGUUCAUGAGCUGUACACAGAGAUGUGUAAUGAUAACAAUUGUCUUCCUGAUACUGUGACCUAUAACACAGUUAUAUCAGCAUUUGCUAAAUUGGGUCAUUCGGAAUCUGCACUUAGGUUAUUUGAUGAGAUGAAGGUGAAUGGUUUACAUCCCACUCCAAAGAUCUAUACAAAUUUGUUGGGGAUCUAUUUUAAAUGUGGGGAAGUUGAAAAGGCAUUGAGUCUAGUCCAAGAGAUGAGAGACAAGGGUUGUGCACUUACUGUUUUUACUUACACUGAAUUGAUUAAGGGGCUUGGCAAGGCUGGGAGGAUUGAUGAUGCCUACAGUGUGUUUAUUAGUAUGCGAAAAGACGGCUGUGAGGUUGAUGUUGUCCUCAUAAACAACAUGAUUAACAUUUUGGGAAGAGCUGGUCGUCUUGACGAUGCUUUAAAAAUCUUUAAUGAGAUGGAAUCCAUGCGAUGUGCGCCAAAUGUCGUAACAUACAACACUAUAAUUAAGGCUUUGUUUGAAUCCAAGGCUCCAGUUUCUGAAGCGGCAUCGUGGUUUGAGAAGAUGAAGGCAAAUGGUAUUGUUCCCAGCUCAUUCACUUAUUCGAUUCUCAUUCAUGGGUUUUGCAAGGCAAACAGGGUUGAAAAGGCUUUGCUACUCCUGGAAGAGAUGGACGAGAAAGGUUUUCCUCCUUGUCCGGCUGCCUAUUGCAGCCUGAUCAACUGUCUCGGAAAGGCGAAUCGUCAUGAAGCUGCUAACGAGUUAUUUCAAGAAUUGAGAGAGAAUUCUGGACGCUUGAGCUCAAGAGUGUAUGCAGUCAUGAUGAAACACUACGGAAAAAGUGGACGUCUCAGUGAAGCUGUUGAUCUUUUUAAUGAGAUGAAGUUGAUAGGCUGCAAUCCUGAUGUUUAUGCUUACAAUGCACUCAUGUCAGGGAUGAUUAGGGCUGGUAUGAUAGAUGAAGCUCAUUCAUUACUUCAGACCAUGGAAAAAAAUGGCUGCAGCCCAGACAUAAAUUCACAUAACAUCAUUCUUAAUGGCUUGGCAAGGUCUGGUGGGCCGGAUCGGGCAAUGGAAAUGUUUACGAAGAUGAAAUGUUCAAAGAUUAAGCCGGAUUCCGUAUCUUAUAACACUGUACUUGGAUGUCUCAGCCGCGCUGGUAUGUUUGAGGAAGCUGCAAAGCUUAUGAAGGAGAUGAAGGCUCAAGGAUUUGAAUAUGACCUCAUCACCUACUCAUCAAUACUUGAAGCAGUUGGUAAAGUCGAUGAAGUUCGGGAACCAGCCUUAUGAGAAACAUAAUUGAUCAGAUCUUAUCUGCAUGGUCUAUUUUAUGCCGAACGGUUGUUAAAUCAUUUGAUAACCAGAGGCAUUCUUUAAUAAAUGAUCACUAUGAGUCAAACUCAAUAGAAUACGAUCAAUCUUUUCUUCUGUCGUUAAGGUGGAAAACUGAACCAAGAAUUCAAUUUCUUUAUCAUCAAUCGAAUCAUUGUUCGCGACAAUCGCUGUUUCACCUCCCAAAAGCAAAGUUGGCUUGACAAGCUCAGAUGAGAGGAAGUGGGUGGGAGCAAUAAACUCCUAUGAUUGGCCAGACAUCUCCUUGUUCGGGUCAUGUGAAUCACAAGUAGAAAAAACUGGAUCUCUUAUUUGCCUUCCAACAGGGGAACUCUCUUAGGUCCUAGUUUUUUUGGAAUUUCUUUGGAUCAUUUCGUAAAGAAGCUUGUCCAGCCACAGGAAUUGAAGAGUGCGAGCACAUUCAUUGAUGCAGCGAAUGCAAGCUCCUGGUGGAAGCUUUUCCAUGAGAUUCCCCAGCUACCGCUAUCGAAUCUCCUUCUUUCGCUUUUCGUAAGUGAAUCAGAGCUGGAAGGGUCUAUCCGAUGUGGGACUGAUGACUUUCUUGGAUCGGAUUCCUUGCUUGCAUUCCUUAUUGGAAUGGAAGUAGGAGGCUUCAAUCAAUUCUCCGGGCGAAGGCUAGAUUUUGAAUCACUUAUCGGAUCAGAGGCAUAUUUCCUUGGUCAUCAUGUAAGUUUUUCUUGCUGUAGAGUUGCCGAUAUUCAAGCAAAAACUCCCCUCUCAGGCACUUGUUUUGACUACUGACCCUUAUAUCCGUAAAUUUAAUUUGGCUUGGUUUUAAGGUAAGGUAAAGCUCCAAAACCAAAAAAGAUGGUGAAGUGAACAACUGUUCCUUUGGAAGGCCGCUCUAUCCUGGCAUGUUUAGAGAGACUUGCGGAAAGGCUGUGAAUCAUGUCUUUGAUAUGGGCGUGCAAGAUCAUGGCAGGGAUCAUUCUGUCUUGAAGAUGAGAAAGUUAGAGAAGUACCUGUCCUCACUCAUCAGUGGCUUCCCUGAUUUUGAUGAGUAUGAGAUGCAUGUUCUUGACUUUGGAGAGGACAGUUUGAUGCUAUAGAUUAGUAUCUGGAGACUGACGGUAUUAAGAAGAUGGAGACGAAGAAGACAUACAUGUCUUGAUACUUCAAAGACACAGAAGUUUGACAUUGGUGAUCUCUUGACAGCGAGCCUUUUUCUUUUCCAGGAAAGACUAUCAAAAUCGUAAUUGGUUAUGAACUUCUGGUUGUUUGGGGAUUAGCAUGUUAAUGUGAGAUGCCUGGCAUAGAGAGAAGGCUGCAGUGCAUCGCCUACAUGUGCUACUCCAUCUCUCUACUUGGUUGACAUGAGAUGUAAGCCAUCAUCUUCUCAAAGUGCCUCGACCCCCUUUUCGUGGGGCUGGUUGGAGAUUUUUAUUUUCAAAGGAGAUGGCAACUGAGAUUCUUGGGCAACCCACGGACAGAGACUAGUUAGAGGCAGCUCUAAACAUUGCAUUGUAUUGCUCAGCUAGAUAGUCUGUCGAUGAAAAGUCUGAGGAUGUACUCAUUGAUGAGGAAGCACUCUGGGAGUAAUUCAAGACUCUUGAAGCUCGUUGCAUUAUUAAAGGCAGGUCUGAUGUCUUCAGGUCCAGGAAAUUCUGGAUCUCACAGAUUCUUCUAUGUAAAACCAGUCUACCACACAAAGUGUGAUGGCUACAAACCAUGUGCAAAAUUUACUUUGUACAUUACGUUGUAAUUUGCUUUUCUAUAUAAUAAAUCACUAAGAAAGUUCAUGGUCGAUAA